AACCUGGAAAUUUAAAAGCUGCCGGCUGGCGCGCGUGGGAGGGAGGGGGGAAGCUCCCACGCGCCGGCCCUGGGUGACAGCCGCACGUCUCGGCCAGGAUCUGAGGGAUGAGAUGUGUCUCCACCGAGGUGCCCCACAGCACCCUGCGUUCUACAUGGGCUGAGAAGCUGGACCUGGACAAGAGGGCUGGCAGCAAUGGGCUCCUGGCUGGAUGCUAGACAGCUGGUGGCAGUGAGGAGGAGGGGCCUCGGCAUCUACAGGGCUGGGAGGAAGCAGGACUGGAGUGCGUGAGAGCCCCCGCCUCUCCCCGCUGGGCCCACCAUGGUCCAGAGACUGUGCGUGAGCCGCCUGCUGCGGCAUCGCAAAGCCCAGCUCCUGCUGGUCAACCUGCUGACCUUUGGCCUGGAGGUGUGCCUGGCCGCAGGCAUCACCUACGUGCCCCCCCUGCUGCUGGAAGUGGGGGUAGAGGAGAAGUUCAUGACCAUGGUGCUGGCUCAUUGCUAUGGACAGUGCUAUCACCCUGUGGCAGUUCCUUCUUCAGCUCCUCCAGGAGCCUCAGAAUAAGCACAUGAUCUGCUGGACCUCUCAUGAUGGGGAGUUCAAGCUUUUGCAGGCAGAAGAGGUGGCUCGUCUCUGGGGAGUUCGCAAAAACAAGCCAAACAUGAAUUAUGAUAAACUUAGCCGAGCCCUCAGAUACUAUUACGUAAAGAAUAUCAUCAAAAAAGUGAAUGGUCAGAAGUUUGUGUAUAAGUUUGUCUCUUACCCGGAGAUUUUGAACAUGGAUCCAAUGACAGUGGGCAGGAUUGAGGGAGAUUGUGAAACUUUAAGCUUCAGUGAAGUCAGCAGCAGUUCCAAAGAUGUGGAGAAUGGAGGGAAAGAGAAGCCACCACAGCCUGGUGCCAAGACCUCUAGCCGCAAUGACUACAUACACUCUGGCUUAUAUUCUUCGUUUACUCUCAACUCUCUGAACUCCUCCAAUAUGAAGCUUUUCAAAUCCAUAAAGAUUGAGAAUCCAGCUGAGAAACUGGCAGAGAAGAAAUCUCCUCAGGAGCCAACACCAUCUGUCAUCAAAUUUGUGACAACACCUUCCAAAAAGCCACCACUUGAACCUGUUGCCGCCACCAUCUCAACUGGCCCAAGUAUUUCUCCAUCUUCAGAAGAAACUAUCCAAGCGUUGGAGACUUUGGUUUCCCAAAAACUGCCUUCUCUGGAAGCCCCAGCGUCUGCACCCAGCAUAACUAGUGCUUUUACCACCACCCCUCCUGUUUCGUCCCUGUCCCCUGCUUUGCAAGAGCCGCCUAGAACACCCUCACCACCGUUGAGUUCUAACCCCGACAUCGACACAGACAUUGAUUCAGUGGCUUCUCAGUCAGUGGAACUUCCCGAGAACUUGUCACUGGAGCCUAAAGACCAGGAUUCAACUUUGCCAGAAAAGGACAAAACAAAUAAUUCAUCAAGAUCCAAGAAACCCAAAGGAUUAGAACUGGCACCCACCCUUGUGAUCACAGGCAGUGAUCCCAGCCCCCUGGGAAUAUUAAGCCCGUCCCUGCCGACAGCCUCUCUUACCCCAGCACUUUUUUCACAGACGCCCAUCUUACUGACUCCCAGCCCCUUGCUCUCCAGCAUCCACUUCUGGAGUACCCUCAGCCCUGUUGCUCCCCUGAGUCCAGCCAGACUACAAGGUGCUAACACACUUUUCCAGUUUCCUUCUGUACUGAACAGUCAUGGGCCGUUCACUCUGUCUAGCCUGGAUGGACCUUCCACCCCUGGCCCAUUUUCCCCAGACCUACAGAAAACAUAACGUAUGCAAUGUGGAUUGAGAAACUGGGGAACAAAGAAACAGAGAGACAUUCAACAUCUUUACAUUUGAAGUGAGCAGUUGGUAAUUUCACAAAGCUGAUAAUGGAUUGUUGUGAUUUUUGUCAUUCCCCAUCAAACUGCCUUUUAGGAUUCCCUUUGAAUAGGACUGAAGUUGAACUAUGUAUGAAAAUGCCUUAAUUGGAGUCCAGACUCCACCUCCCUCUCUUUCUGUUUUCUUUUUCUUAAUAUUUUGAGCUUUGUAUUAAAGAAAUUUUUGGUGGGGCUCUGCCUUGCAAGAGCAAUUAAGGACAAAGUUACUCAUUCUGGCCAUUGGGACCCUUUGGCCAGAAAAAAAAAAAAUUAUGCUUAGAGUAUAUUAUUUUAAGAGAUAUUAGUUAGAUGAGAUCUUUAGGACUUCAGUGUGCUCUGUUGAACCACUAAAAAUGAGCUGUAACGAAUCAUUCCUGUUCACACAGAGUAAGAUUGGAGCAGUACUAUUGGGGAGAUUUCUUUGUUGUGAACUGUGACAUAUGUAAGCAACUCCACAAAAAGCAUCUUGUUUACAUUUAUUCAGGGUGGGUGUCUUAGCCGUGAGUGUGAUCUAUCUGAACCUGUCAACAGAGCACGGAACUAGUCUACUGCAGUGCAGGAAGAUUUUUAAACCUGGGGUUGGAGACAGUGUUGGGAACAUCCAGUGAGAAUACGGGACCCCACACCUAGCGUGGAAAUGUCUGCUGUCUGGGUGGUGUGAUUACAUAUCCCUGCAAUACAGCAUGGUCAGUGUUGGCUUUUAAUGGAGAUGAACCUGGGUUUUUUAAAAAUUGAGGGGCCUUUGAGGAUUCAGUUAAUAACUUGAAAUAUGAGAGAUGUUUUCCCAGAGAGAAGAUACUCAAAAGUAAAGGAUCCUUUUUUCUGCUCACUUUACCUCAUUUCCUAUUGAAUAUUUAUCUUCUUUCUAUUUUAAAUUUAAGGUUCUUAGAGGUUGUGGUAGUUUUAAAAAUGUAAUUAGGAAGAUGAAAUGCAAAGGGAAGCCUCCAAGUAGUGAGGUAAAGAUGUGCUUAUUUCUUCCAGUUGAUUUUUAAUUAGGAAGGAGCAGAGUUCAUUUGGGAAUGCUCACACAUAGGGAUUGGAUUGUUUGUAUUAGUGGUAAACAAUUUAAGCCUCAUGUCUAAAUCACCACAUUUAUAAAAUAUUACCAUACAGCCAGGUGCAGACAGAUUUGUUGAUUCCCCCAAAAUGAGUUGAAAUCGUUCCCACAGUGGGACCUUUUGUUGAUGUAUUUGGCUUUAAAGUCCAGGGAAAUUAUAUGCCACCACCACCACCCUGCCUGUUAAACUAUUCUUUUAACCAUAGAAAUAGUUCCUGUAAUUGAGCCACAUGAACUGAAUGGGAUGAGGCAGUAAGGACUUGAGGGCUGAAAAUGAUGCUGAGACAAACCAGCGUUUUCCAGAUGCCUAAUAUUCCCUUUAAAUUGUUUAUAUACAGUGUAGAGAAGGUCUUGUAUUAGACAUCUGUGCUAGUUCCUUAGGAAUGGAGAGAGAAUAUUCAGGAGUGGGCUUCGACGUGGCGGUUGGAGCUGUGUUACUGGUUCUUGUGUGGUCCGCAGCCGAAAGCUCUGUUCCUGAGAAGUGCAAUAGUAGAGUUGGACGGCAGUGCUCAGUAGUGAUGGGAACAGGCACGUUGAACUUUCUUGUAUUGAUUUAGUCUGCAUGCCCGUUUGAAAUUAGACCUAGACCUCUCAGCAGCACUUUGAAAUAGUUUAUUAGGUUCAUUAACAUUUUGUACUUUAAGUGAUAAAUAAAUAUUGAUGACUUAACUAGAAAUUUUAAAUUUUCAAAGCACAGAAGUAUUUUACCUUUUUGAAUUAAAGGAGAAAAGCCAUUUGUUUGUUUUCAGAGACGCUGUCUUUGAUAAUUAACUGUCUCAGCACAGGGGUGCCUGGAAACCAUAGCUAAAAGGCAGUAAAGCAACUUCAGUAGGAACCAGUUCUGUGAGUCCUCUUUCUAUAAACCUAUCCAGGAAGCCUCUGAGAGGUGUGAGGCCUUAGGAGUUUGAUGAUGGCCUGUGUUCUCUUUGAGAUCAGCUAAUUUGGGGGAAGCUUGAGUGUGUGUGUUUUCCUUUUAUUAAUGAAAGUUUACAACCUUAGCUCAAGGUAUAAGACAGAAUAUUCUGUUUAUAGACUGCCUCCUUCCUAAAUAAGUCGUAUUUGUUUGAACAUACAGAAUUCUUAGCAUCAAAAGGUGACAUACCAUUUAACAUCAGUAUUCACUGGAGAGACGUAUUUGAUAGUUGGAGUGGUAUCCAUCAUUUGCCAGAAUGAAUGCUGUUGGGCAGCAGUGGCCUACAUUGAAGAAGGGGAGCAGGUUGAAUGGGGUUUUGGGACAUCUGCUGUCAGUGAUUAUUUCAGCUUUUCUUUUGCUCUGGCCCCAUCCACUCAGUGGUGUGCUGGAAAAUAUUUAACAACCAUGCUGUCUGGAGGAAAAAUAAGCUCUUAAUUUGUAGCCUUUGCCCAUGUCUGUGGGGUAAGUUACUCCCACUGUGGCUGAUUUCAAGCCACCACCAUGCAGUUGGGAAGAGAUACAUAGACUUGGCUCAGAGCCAAUGCCAGUAAGCCACUGCAUUUACGCCACCCAAGAGUGGGUUUUUAUGUAAUUUCUAAAAUAACUUUUUUUGUUCACAUCUGAUUAUUUGAAGUACAAAAUUAAAGUUACAUGUCUGACCUUAGUAAUCCUUUUUUUUUUUUUUUUUU
Messenger RNA from Trichechus manatus latirostris (Florida manatee), 4549 nucleotides. It is a transcript of the gene ELK4, whose product is annotated as ETS transcription factor ELK4. Gene Ontology annotation, molecular function: sequence-specific DNA binding; DNA-binding transcription factor activity, RNA polymerase II-specific. Gene Ontology annotation, biological process: cell differentiation; regulation of transcription by RNA polymerase II. The transcript is spliced from 6 exons. Lineage: Eukaryota; Metazoa; Chordata; Mammalia; Sirenia; Trichechidae. Gene Ontology annotation, cellular component: nucleus. The record is from RefSeq and is a predicted model, not a curated record. The coding region runs from base 503 to 1801 and encodes 432 amino acids.